AUGGCUGCCAGCGCCAAGUCUUUCCUGGCCGAUGCGGGCUACGGCGAGCAAGAGCUGGACGCCAACUCCGCCCUCAUGGAGCUGGACAAAGGCCUCAGGUCUGGCAAACUCGGGGAGCAGUGCGAAGCCGUCGUUCGUUUUCCCAGGCUUUUCCAGAAAUAUCCUUUCCCUAUUCUCAUUAAUUCAGCUUUCCUAAAGCUAGCUGAUGUUUUCAGAGUGGGAAACAACUUCCUGAGGCUGUGUGUACUGAAAGUUACUCAGCAGAGUGAGAAGCACUUAGAGAAGAUCCUAAAUGUGGAUGAGUUUGUGAAAAGAGUUUUCUCAGUAAUUCAUAGCAAUGAUCCAGUUGCUCGAGCUAUUACACUUCGGAUGUUGGGCAGCAUGGCAUCUAUUAUUCCAGAAAGGAAGAAUGCACAUCACAGUAUUCGUCAGAGUUUGGAUUCCCAUGAUAAUGUGGAAGUCGAAGCUGCUAUAUUUGCUGCUGCCAACUUUUCUGCACAAUCCAAGGAUUUUGCUGCAGGAAUAUGUAAUAAAAUCAGUGAGAUGAUUCAAGGUUUAGCCACACCUGUGGACUUGAAAUUGAAGUUGAUCCCUAUUCUACAGCACAUGCAUCAUGAUGCUAGCCUGGCCUCCAGCUCCAGGCAGCUGCUGCAGCAGCUGGUAACAUCGUAUCCCUCUACCAAGAUGGUCAUUGUUACUCUGCAUACCUUUACUCUGCUUGCUGCUUCUUCUUUGGUUGACAUUCCUAAACAGAUCCAGCUUUUGUUGCAGUACUUGAAGAACGACCCCAGGAAGGCUGUGAAGAGGCUUGCAAUCCAAGAUUUAAAGUUGUUGGCCAACAAGACACCACAUACAUGGAGCAGAGAAAAUAUUCAGGCACUCUGUGAGUCCGCUCUUCACACUCCUUACGACAGCUUGAAACUGGGCAUGCUAUCUGUUCUUUCUACGUUAUCAGGGACCAUUGCCAUUAAACAGUACUUCAGCAGUGCUCCAGGAACAGCAGCUACAACUGCGAGAUCAUUUGAUUUAGUAAAACUAGCACAGGAGUGCUGUUACCAUAAUAACCGUGGCAUUGCAGCUCAUGGUGUGAGAAUUCUGACUAAUAUAUCAGCCUCUUGUCAGGAAAAAGAUCUUCUGCCGUUGGAGCAAGAUGCAGUUUUUGGCUUAGAAUCUCUUCUUGUUCUUUGUAGUCAAGAUGACAGUCCAGGAGCUCAGGCAACCUUAAAGAUCACGUUAACUUGUAUGGUGAAGCUGGUCAAGUGCCGUCCUCACCUGAGCCAGUCAGUAGUCGAAUCGCUGCUGACCCAGUUGCACAGUGCCCAGGACGCUGCUAGGAUUCUCAUGUGCCACUGUUUAGCAGCUAUUGCCAUGCAGCUGCCUGUCUUAGCAGAUGGGAUGCUAGGAGACCUAAUGGACCUCUAUAAAUUAAUUGGACGAUCUACCACAGAUAAAAAACAGGAACUCUUGGUUUCUCUUGCCACAGUGAUAUUUGUUUCCAGUCAGAAAGCUUUAUCUUCAGAAAUCAAAACUGUUAUCAAACAGCAGCUUGAGAAUGCGUCCAAUGGAUGGACAGCCUACAGGAUAGCCAGGCAGGCUUCCAGAAUGGGCAACCAUGACAUGGCCAGAGAACUGUAUCAAAGCCUGCUGACUCAGGUGGCUUCAGAACACUUCUACUUCUGGCUGAACAGCUUGAAGGAGUUCUCCCAUGCAGAACAGUGUCUGACAGGUUUGCAGGAGGACAACUAUAGCUCAGCGCUUUCGUGCAUUGCUGAAGCUUUAAAAUCCUAUCACAAAGGAAUAGCAUCACUGACGGCUGCUAGUACGCCACUUAAUCCUCUGAGCUUUCAGUGUGGGUUUGUGAAACUCAGGAUUGACCUUCUGCAAGCUUUUUCUCAACUUAUUUGUACCUGCAACAGCCUAAAAACAAGUCCACCACCAGCUAUUGCCACAACGAUUGCUAUGACGUCAGGAAAUGAUCUCCAAAGGUGUGGACGCAUCUCUAACCAGAUGAAACACUCAAUGGAGGAAUUCCGAAACCUGGCUACACGGUAUGGAGAUCUGUAUCAGGCAUCUUUUGAUGCAGACUCAGCAACUCUAAGGAAUGUAGAACUACAGCAGCAGAGCUGCCUAUUGAUUUCACAUGCGAUAGAAGCUCUGAUUUUGGAUCCAGAAUCUGCAAGUUUCCAGGAAUAUAGCUCAAAUGGAACAGCUCAUGUUGAGAGUGAAUAUGAAAGAAGAAUGAUGUCUGUAUUUAAUCAUGUACUGGAAGAAGUGGAAUCCCUCAACAGGAAGUAUGCUCCUGUAUCUUACUUGCAUACAGCUUGUCUGUGCAAUGCUGUUAUUGCGUUGUUGAAGGUACCCCUUUCAUUUCAAAGGUACUUUUUUCAAAAGCUGCAGUCUACAAGUAUUAAGCUUGCUCUAUCCCCAUCUCCAAGGAACCCAGCAGAACCCAUUGCAGUACAGAACAAUCAGCAAUUGGCCCUAAAGGUGGAAGGAGUGGUUCAGCAUGGAUCUAAACCAGGCCUUUUCCGCAAAAUCCAGUCUGUCUGUCUAAAUGUGUCUUCAGUGCUGCAGAGCAAAGCUGGACAAGACUAUAAGAUUCCUAUUGACAACAUGACCAAUGAAAUGGAACAGAGGGUGGAACCACACAACGACUACUUCAGCACUCAGUUUCUGUUAAACUUUGUGAUACUUGGCACCCACAACAUCACAGUAGAGUCCUCUGUAAUAGAUUCAAAUGGUAUUAUCUGGAAAACUGGGCCUAAAACAACUAUUUUUGUUAAAUCUCUUGAGGAUCCGUACUCCCAGCAGGUUCGUCUUCAGCAACAGCAAGGACAGCCACCAUCACAGCAGCAACAGCAAAGAACAGCAUACUCACGGUUUUAAUUCCCAGA
This is a messenger RNA of Gavia stellata (red-throated loon), 2894 nucleotides long. RefSeq names its product integrator complex subunit 7 (gene INTS7). The coding region runs from base 1 to 2886 and encodes 961 amino acids. Gene Ontology annotation, cellular component: integrator complex. The transcript is spliced from 20 exons. NCBI's taxonomy places the organism in Eukaryota, Metazoa, Chordata, Aves, Gaviiformes, Gaviidae. The record is from RefSeq and is a predicted model, not a curated record. Gene Ontology annotation, biological process: snRNA 3'-end processing.